AUGUCUUUCUUCAUCGCCUUCGGCAUCACCUCCUGGCUGAUCUCUCACCUCCACUCCCUGCUGCACACCUGCGCCGCCUCCAACAGGGUCCCCCACUUCUUCUGCGACAUCUUCCCCCUGCUGAACCUCUCCUGCUCCGACACUGGGCUCAAUGCCCUGGUGGUGCACACCGAGGAGGCCCUGGUGGUCAACAGGGUGCUGGUUUUCAUCCUCCUCUCCUACGUUGCCAUUGUGUCCCCCGUCAUCAAGGUCCCUUUGCCCGACGGCAAGCGCAAGGCCUUCUCAACCGGUGGCUCCCACCUGGCUGUCGUAGCGGUCUUCUUCAGCACCGUUAUCUGGGUCUACUUCCAGCCCUUGUCCAGCUUCUCUGCUGAAAAGGGUGCUGUUUCAGCUGUCACGUACACUGUGGUCACCCCCAUGCUCAACCCCUUCAUCUACACCCCGAGGAGUGAUGAGAUGAGGGGGCUCUGA
Messenger RNA from Chrysemys picta bellii (western painted turtle), 471 nucleotides. Lineage: Eukaryota; Metazoa; Chordata; Testudines; Emydidae. The record is from RefSeq and is a predicted model, not a curated record.